UUCAGUUUUUUCAGUGAAAACUACACAGAGGAGGCUCGUCAGGUGUUGUCUCACGCAAACCAUCCUAAACUAGGGUAUUCCUAUGCCAUUGUUGGGAUCAACUUGACGGAGAUGGCGUACAGCCUCCUGAAGAGCGGUGAAUUGAAACCUCAUUUCUACAACACGGUACCGGGCACUCCUGAGCUCCGGCAAUUCCAUCAGCUAUACUGUUAUCUGGCGUAUGAAUUUGAUAAAUUCUGGGUGGCAGAAGAACCAGAAAGCAUCAUGCAGUUCAAUCAGUACAGAGAGAAGUUCCACACCAUAGUUAAGACCAAUCUACAGGACCCUGAUGUAAACCUCACAUUGACUGCCUGCUCUAAAAACUAAUGUAUUAAUCCAAACAAGUUUUUGGGAAAUAUUCCCUCACCUCUCCGUCGCCCCUGACGAUAUUUAAAGGAGAUGAGGAAGACACAAAUCUGGUAGCUCUCACAAAAACAUAAAUCUCCUUUAUAGUUGUUUUUUUGGUUCAUAAGUCGUAAAAUACAGCACAAAUCCAACGCCUUUACCUCACAAAUGUCCAUUCCUGAGAUGAACUCACAUUUAUAAAUGGGAAAUAAGAGCUUCUUCAGACUGUAGAGGUAACAGGGCUGCCUUCAUGAGGAUGUAUUGCAUUUUCAGUCAGCGAGCAGCCAAACUCUUCCGGUAAAGAUGGUUAUUUAAUAAAUGGUGAUUAACUGCCAUAUUUGUAGCUUUCUUUUUUGUAUUCAAGUAAACAAGAAAGUUUGUUCUCACAGUUGUCCCACUCAGGAAGUGGAUUCGUUUGGUGCAUGUUUUAAUGUUGAUGGCAUCUGUAUUCUAUAAUAUAGGUCAAUUCAAAAUGGUUGUUUUCAAAACUGCAUUUUUGUUUUGCUGUGACUUUCUUUUGAGGAAAGUAUGUAAUAGUUAAAACAUCUGACUCAAAGUUAAUAAAUACAUGUUGUAAUGUUUUAAAAUGUA
Molecule: messenger RNA, 975 nt
Organism: Notothenia coriiceps (black rockcod)
Lineage: Eukaryota; Metazoa; Chordata; Actinopteri; Perciformes; Nototheniidae
Gene: elmod2
Product: ELMO/CED-12 domain containing 2
Exons: 3
Cellular component (GO): membrane
Molecular function (GO): GTPase activator activity
Source: RefSeq, a predicted model, not a curated record